Molecule: messenger RNA, 5005 nt
Organism: Acyrthosiphon pisum (pea aphid)
Lineage: Eukaryota; Metazoa; Arthropoda; Insecta; Hemiptera; Aphididae
Gene: Invadolysin
Product: leishmanolysin-like peptidase, invadolysin
Exons: 11
Coding region: 215-2209 (664 amino acids)
Biological process (GO): cell adhesion; proteolysis
Cellular component (GO): cytoplasm; membrane
Molecular function (GO): metalloendopeptidase activity
Source: RefSeq, a predicted model, not a curated record
GCUGGUGCAUCGUAUCGCUCACCGUGUUGUGUUCAGUCUCUUAUCAGUUGUCAUUCACGUGCGGUCUGCCGUUCGCGAAAUCGAGUCUUCCUCUUCCGACGACGUGUUGUUAACGAAGACAUUAUAAAUUCAUUUGACGACGACGAUAAUCGCACACGUCAAAUGGUCUCUACAAGUGCUGUUUAGGUUUCUGUUUUUCAUACCAGUGGCUGAUAUGCCGGUCAAGGUAAAAUGGAAAACCGUUUGCGCGGCAGUAUUGGUGUUGGCCGUCCAACUGGCCACCGGCAUGUUCGUACAGAGACACUGCAAUCAUUUGUACCCCAAGCCAGACGAGGUAAUACAUGGAGUGCACAUUGAAUCACCGCACAUAAUGAGAAAAAGAAGUGUGAAUCAACCGCUGCGAAUUCUUCUCUAUUACGACGAGAGCGUAUACAGACUUACCGAAGAGAAAUUUCAGCUAAUAAAUAAUACCAUACUACCGGAAGCUGUGCGUUUUUGGGAACAAGCACUCAUGGUUCGCAAAACCGAAAAUGUUAUUCGACUCAACCGAAAAUGUGUAAACAAUCAAGUUUUUUAUCGAAAAGGAGAUCCUCAUCCAUACUGCAAGAACGCGUGUGAAGACCGAACAAUGUGUGGUGAAGUACAAGUUCCCGAAGAUCAUUUGGAGGCAUGUAAGACGUGCAACGCGUCGGGCAUGGACUGUGGCACGGGAACGUCUAAAUCAGGCGUAGGCAUCGAAGGCGCUGACUUCGUGUUCUAUGUGAGCGCAAUGGAGACGGAACGGUGCCACAAGGGUCUGACAGUGGCGUACGCGGCCCACUGUCAGCAGGAGUCGGCACUGGACCGGCCGAUUGCCGGGCACGCCAACUUGUGCCCCGAAAGUAUCAGCACCAAGCCGCAGGAGCUCGAGGUGCUCCUGUCUACGGUCAAGCACGAAAUAUUGCACGCGCUCGGUUUCUCCGUGAGCCUGUUCGCAUUUUACCGGGACGCCAACGGGUAUCCGCUGACCGCCAGGGAAGACAACGGCAAGCCCAGGCUCAACGAGAAACUUCAAGCAAGGCAAUGGAGUGAUAAAGUUAUCAAGACUGUGGUAAGACGCAAUUGGACAGUACAUGGUGGCGUGGUCGACAAAGAAGUUCAGAUGAUGGUAACGCCUAGAGUCGUAGAAGAAGUUAGAAAACAUUUCAACUGCUCCUAUUUAGAAGGGGCUGAAUUAGAAGACCAAGGCGAAGAUGGUACAGCUCUCACGCAUUGGGAAAAAAGAAUUUUUGAGAAUGAAGCGAUGACGGGUACUCACACACAGAAUCCAGUUUAUUCGCGAUUAACACUAGCACUGAUGGAAGAUACUGGAUGGUAUAAGGCUAAUUAUUCAUUAGCUCAAGAUCUCAGCUGGGGCAAAAACUUGGGCUGCGAUUUCGUAACAAAAAGCUGUAAACAGUGGAUGGACAUGAAACGUGCCAAAGGUCAAUCUAUCCAUCCGUUUUGUAAUAAAGUAAAAAGAGAUCCUCUGGAAACUGAGUGUACGGAUGAUCGUAGCUCAGUAGCCCUAUGCAACCUAGUCGAACACGUACAGCCCUUACCAAACUUCUACCAGAACUUCGAUUACAUCCCACACGUAACAUCUGGUCGUGAAGCAUAUUAUGGAGGAUCUGUAAGUCUUGCGGAUUACUGUCCUUACAUACAAGAGUUUAUAUGGAGGUCGAAAAGUGUAGUAAUAAGAGGAUCACAUUGUCAGUAUCCAGAAAAUAAUCCACAUCCAGAUAAGAACUUUGCGUUAGAAGUAUACGGAGACAAUUCUAAAUGUUUCGACCAUACUAAUCAGAUGUGGGAAGAACAAACGUGCAAACAAGUCAGACAAUGGCAACACUGGGGCUCUGGAUGUUACGAAUAUAGCUGUCAAAACGGAAGACUUCAUAUUGUUGUGUCCAACCACACGUACACGUGCUACUUCCCGGGCCAGGAAUUGGUCAUCCGGCUGGUGGCCAACGGUUGGCUGCACAAGGGCGUCAUCGUGUGUCCGGCGUGCGAAGAACUGUGCGGCGGCGGGUCGGACGACAACAAGUGCAAGCCGCCGUCGGACGUGCCACUCACCGUACCGUAUCACCGCGAACAGCUAGCGUGCGGCGGCACAGCCACAGUCUCCGUCACGGCCGCAGCCGCGGUCACCACGGUAACCGUCGCCACGCUGUUACUCAUGAUCUCGACGUGAACAAACAAGGAUAUGAUAAUAUUAUAAUAUAUUAUCGUACAUACCGUUUCUCUCUAUCUCACUCUCACUCUCUUUCAUUAUCUCAUUAUCUAUCUAUCUAUCUCUUCCUACUUUUUGUUCGUCCCUCUAAUCGUGUGUGUGUGUGUGUGUGUGUGUGUGUGUGUGUGUAUAAUAUUCCAUGUCUGUAUAUAUGAAAAAAAAAUUGUAAUUUAUGAUCGUCAUCGUAGUCAUCAACAUUCCUAGAUAUUGUUGCACUCUUCCGGAGCGCGAAUCUUAUUGCACUUUAUAUUAUGUUAUUGCGCUGAGUAUUAAUAAUAUUAUAGAUCGACUGCAGCGUUAGUCUGUCGAAAACUAUUAUUUUUCCAACCAACAACAACUGAGGUACAAUAUAUUAAUACAAUAAUAUAUCGUGUCAACGUGACGUGCCCAGAAAAAAAUUGUACCGCAGUCUUGUCGGUAUUUAUUAACAUAUUAAUUUAUCGGUUUUUUACGCGCGAUUUACGAACCGUCAUCCUCCAAGCUCCAAAUUGUAUUUACAUUUAUUGAAUUUGCGAUCGCAUGCGCAUGUCCGCGGCUGUUUUACGUAUACAUAAUAUAUAAAUUGUAGAUACAUAAAAAAAGAUUAAAAAAUGACAAUUAACGAUUUCAUAAUAUUUUGAUGUUUAAACUUGACCAUAUAUUGACUAUUUAAUAGUAUAAUGUGCAACGGCUAAACAAUAUAAAUUACGUAAACUAUAUUAAAUUUGUUGAUGUGGAAAUAUUGACAAUCAAAUUAACAUUUCUCAAAUUCCUACUAAUACAGGCGUAUUUGGUGUACUCGUAUAUCGCUUUUACAAGUUUUUAGACGUUAUUGAUUGUCUCAGCCUACAGUGGCUCCUGACAGUUUUUUUUUGUUUGAUAACAUGAUAUUUUAUUUAUUAUGAAGUUACGAUUUGUAAGCCUUUAUUGCGUUCCCGCUUAUUAUUUCUGUGAUAGCUAUGAUUCCAUUUUGUCAUUUUUAUAGCGUACAAUGUUCCACUGUAAACAUCGAUAACAGUGGCGCCCUCGGAUUGGAGGUAUACCUACAACGUUUUCGUAAUAUCUGUGGAUAAGGGUCAUUGGCCGAGGAACACUAAAGUAUGUUUUGCACCAGAUUAACACUGAAUGCUGUACCUAAUUAUACGCCACUGUUCAAUCGGAAUUUUGCUGUCCCGAUUAGUAUCCCUUAUUGAAGACAUUAAGAAUGUUGAUUAAAUAUUAGGUGCUAGAACCAAUCCCUGUGAUUAAAAUGCUCAUGUAUGGAUAGAAAUGUGAAACAAAAAGUAAUCCUUUUAAUUGUAAUAAGUACACGUUAGAAAAAAUAUUGAUGAUACCUAUAAUAGGUACAUCAUGUGUCAUUAUAAUGAUUUUAAUUUAUAAUAAUUCUCGUAAUUCGUAUCUAAUAUUUUAAAUUUUAAAUUGAGGCACGUACCUAAUAAUAAAUUACUUGAGGUUCUCUUACUUUGAUGUGUACUCCCUUGCAUCGCUACGGAGUAUCCGAAUAGAUUGGUACCUAUUUUAUCUAUAGUAAUUGUGUAAUUAUAUGUAUUAAGUAGGUAACAUUAUGAGUUUUUUUUUACUAACUAAAUACAAAAAAAAUGUACCAGUCAAAGUUAAACAGCUAUAAUACUUAGUAAGCUUAGUUAAACAUAUAACUUAUUCCUUUUGAUAAAACAAUUUUCUUAAAAAAGGAAAAAAAAUAUCAAAUGAAGAAAACUGUUUCAUAACUAAAUUAUUAAGCAGGAGUAAAGCUUACAAAGGUUUCUUUUUUGCAAUUUCUAACCAACAAGUAUCAACGAAAAAACUUUAUCAUUAUUUUUAUUCCGUAAUAUAAUAAAACAUCAAUCGUAAUAAAAGUCUCUUUUAUUACUGCCACGGUCAAGAUACGUACUUCUAUCGGUAUUUGCCUUUCGUUCAACGUAAACAUUCCGGGUAUAUUAUUAGGUAGGUAUUAUUAUUGUGUAUUUUACUGUUUUCGUGCACGAGUGAAACGGAUAUUAAAAAAUGCUCAAAAAUAAAUAAUAAUAUUAUUCUAACUGAUAUACUGCAAACAAACAUUCCAAAAUUCAGUACAUGCAAGUAUACAAUACGCAUAUUUGCAUGUACCUACUGCCCUACUAUAUACACUGCAGAAUAUAGAUACGGCUUUAUAGUGCUUUAGUAGAAUUAAUUAAUUGUUCGUCCGGAUGUAAACAUUUGCUAUUGAAAUGGAACAUUACGCCAUCAUAUUAAGAUGAUGAUUUUUAUCAGUAAAUCUUCUAUAAUUUUAUCGUCGGUAUCUUUUAUAUAGUAUUAUGUAUAUUAUUCUAUCAUAGUUACCUACCAAUUUGUAUUGUGUAAAAAUAUUAUUAUUAUUUUUUUUAAGUACCUAUUGUAUUUACCAAUAUUUAUAUAUAAUUAUAUAAUAAUAUAUGUUUAUAAGUGUCACUAGACGUUAAGUUGUGAAUAUGCUUUUUUUUUUAAAUUAAGAUUAGUUUUAUAGUGAGUACGUAAAAUUAAAAAUAACGCAAAUAUACUUAUUAUGUCUGGAUGAUUUGCCUCAAAACCACACCCUUACAGUAUAUUUCGUCAAUUUUUUUUUGUGGUUAUUCCACUGCUUAUUAUUGUUUAUGUACCCCUUAGUACAAUCGUUUCUGAAUUAUACAAAUAAUUACGUACUAUUAUCAAUAAGUAAUAACUAUGCAUACCUAUAUAGUACCUAAUACUCAUAUUAUAUAGAAUCAUUUAUCGUGUAAACCGAAUAUAAUAAAAUAUAUGUUUUGUUGUUCCUAUAAUAUA